GCGCGCACCGGGCAGCAUCAGCCCCGCUUUCGGCGCGUGCAGCAGCAGCAGCAGCACUAGCCGGGCUUCCUCCUCGUCCUCCUCCUGCUGCGGUGACCCUGCUUCCUCCCGCAGCGCUUCUGCUCCUUUUGAAGACCAUGCCGUGGGCUCCCCUUGCUGCCCUCCCGGAGGAGGAGCUGCCCACCGGCCUGGGCCUCCAGGGACGGCGAUGCCCGUGAUUUCUGCGCUGAGGACACAGCCCUCGCCUCCUUCCACCUCGGGACACAAGAAGACAUGAAGCGCUAACUGGAAGCAGAAAAUAUCAACUGUUUCAUCUUGCAUUUUUCACGGUGUACUAUGGAGACCAAGGAAGAGAAAAAAGAGCGACGGCAAGGUUAUUUUGCCCGUUUGAAAAAGAAGCGGUUAGCUAAACAAAAUGGAGAGACAACUUCCACAAAUGGAACCGCAGUGUGUAGAACUUCAACAGGAAAAGAUGAUGUCAUUUCAGGUCAAACCAGUGGAUCCCAAGAAAACUGCAAACAUUCUGGUGAAAAGGAGGACUAUGAGAAAAAAAAGAAAAAGAGCAGCCAGAUAAAGGAUAUUAGGCGUACAGAUCUUAAGCGAUUUUAUAUUACUGAGAUGGAAAGGGCAAAGAUGGGAAUGAUUGAUGAUGGGAGAAAUAUCUCCCCAAAGGCAACUGGGGAAACCCUACAUGCAAGAACAGCUUUUCUGUAUGACAAUCAAACCAAAACCAAUGAGAAAAAAGAAAAGAAAAUGGUUUCUCAGAGACCUCAUGGUACAAUCGAGUAUACGGCUGGAAGCCAAGAUACGCUGAAUAGCAUAGCCCUGAAGUUUAACAUCACUCCAAAUAAACUUGUGGAACUCAACAAGCUUUUCACACAUACAAUUGUCCCAGGCCAGGUUCUGUAUGUGCCAGAUACUGAGCCAAUGUCUACAGCUGCUAAACUAGCUUCCUCAAGUCCUGGUGCCACUGUUUCACCUUCAUCAUCAGAUGCGGAGUACGAUAAACUUCCGGAUGCUGACUUAGCAAGGAAGGCUUGUAGACCACUUCACAGAGUUCUAUCAUCCACUUCAGAGGAAGAUGAGCCAGUUGUUGUCAAGUUUUUAAAAAUGAAUUGUCGCUACUUCACAGAUGGCAAGGGUGUGGUAGGAGGGGUCAUGAUAGUAACACCCAACACCAUAAUGUUUGACCCACACAAAUCAGACCCGCUGGUAAUUGAGAAUGGCUGUGAAGAAUAUGGGCUUCUUUGUCCAAUGGAGGAGGUUGUUUCAAUUGCACUCUACAAUGAUAUAUCUCACAUGAAGAUUAAAGAUGCUCUGCCAUCUGACAUUCCAAAGGAUCUUUGUCCUUUGUACAGGCCUGUGGAGUGGGAAGACCUGGCUUCUGAAAAGGACAUCAACCCUUUCAGCAAAUUUAAAUCCAUGAGCAAGGAGAAAAAGAAGCAGAAAGCGGAUGGGUUUAUCACUCUCAAUUCCAAGCUGAUCAAAUCCCCAGGCAAGGAGAAACCUACAGAUUUUGACAUCCUUAAAUCUUCUGAAAGUUCUUUUUUGGUGACAUCCCAGUCAGAAGAAACCCCAAAGGACUCCAUUAUUGCUGCAUAUUCCAAAAGGGUGGCUACAGAACAGUCUGGAGAGAGAAUUUCUUUAGACCUAACCAAAGACAAUUCCCUUCUGAAGGAAGAUAGUUUUAUAGAUCUUGAAGAGUCUUCAGCACAGAUUGACAGCAAAGUAAAGCACAGAGAUUCAGGAAUGGUAGGUGUUUCCCAGGACUGUAAAACAAAAGAGAAAGUUAGGGUACAAGCAACAAAUGAAGACAAUUGUAAGCAAUUAGUAGUGGAUUCAUCUGAGGCCAAGGAAGCUAUCCCUAAAGAUGUCCUUGAUUCUGAGUCCUGUGAAAAGCUUGAUGUAGUUCCUGAAGUGAACAAGGGAGGUAGUUCACCAACAAAUAAAAUAGAGACCACACUAGAUGCAGAAAAGGAACUGAAUAAAGAUAAGCUUAUUGAAUUUUACCUCAAUAAAGAUAAAGGUGAGCCACAAACUACUGAUGACUUGACUGAAGUUAAGGAAGAGAGAAAUAAUAUACCAGGAGACGUAGAUCUUACACUUAGCUCUUCACAUUCCCCUACCACUAAAGACCUUACAGGCAAAAGGGCAGGGCCUGAAUUAUGUUCUGUUGAGAAGAAAGACUUAUUAUCAAACGUUGGUUCAGCAGCAGGAACAGAAAAAAAAGAGCUUGGAGGAUUGCUAGCUUCUUCGUUGACAUCUCAUCUAGAUAGCAAUUCUGAAAUCAGACUCUGGCUGCUGCAGAGGAUACAAGUGCCCAUUGAAGACAUGCUUCCUUCCAAAGAGGAGAAAAGCAAGGCCCCUCCAAUGUUUCUGUGCAUCAAAGUGGGCAAGCCGAUGAGGAAGUCAUUCAGCUCCCAAAGUUCCACGAUGGCUCAGCAAUAUAGUAAAAAAAGAAAACAGCCAGAAUACUGGUUUGCUGUUCCACGAGAAAGGGUAGAUCAUCUAUAUACCUUUUUUGUGCAGUGGUCACCUGAUGUCUAUGGCAAAGAUGCUAAGGACCAGGGCUUUGUGGUGGUCGAAAAGGAUGAGCUGGACAUGAUAGACAACUUCUUCAGUGAACCCUCAACAAAAAGCUGGGAGAUUAUUACUGUGGAAGAGGCUAAGCGCCGAAAGAGUGUUUGCAGCUAUUGUGAAGAAGAUGAUGCUGAUGUUGACGAAGAUGAUGAUGCACUGCCUGUUUUAAAAAACCAGAGUGCACUCUUAGAAAACAUGCAUGUAGAGCAGCUUGCCCGGUGCCUGCCAGCAAGGGUUCAAGGAUAUCCCUGGAGACUUAUCUACAGCACACAAGAACAUGGAACUAGCUUGAAAACUCUGUAUCGAAAGUCAGCAUCUCUUGAUAGUCCAGUGCUUCUUGUUGUCAAGGACAUGGAUAAUCAGAUAUUUGGGGCUUAUGCGACACAUCCUUUCAGAUUGAGUGAUCACUAUUAUGGCACCGGAGAAACUCUCCUGUUUACAUUUAAUCCUCUUUUCAAGGUUUUUAAGUGGAGUGGAGAAAACACUUACUUCAUCAAUGGAGAUGUAACAUCAUUAGAACUUGGAGGUGGAGAUGGUAGGUUUGGCUUAUGGUUAGAUGCUGAUUUAUACCAUGGUCGGAGCAACUGUUGCAGCACAUUCAAUAAUGACAUUUUAUCCAAAAAAGAAGACUUUGUCAUCCAGGAUGUGGAAGUAUGGACAUUUGAGUGAUGAAGUUCCUGCCUUAAAAAGCCGAACUUGAAUUUACUGAACACUCAGUGGAUGCUGAAAAUUGGAAUGUAGGCUGCCUCAUGACAGAACAAGCUUUUUGACCCCAGAAAUCAGGCAGACUAAUAAUCCAAGAAGAUUAAGGCAAAAAUUGGACAUAACUCAUGUCUUUUUCCUGCUCGGCUAGUGUUCCUACAUCAUGGUAGGAAGGUGUUUGUGGAAGGCAUUUGUAACAUACAGGUUUGUUAAAAGCUGUCUUAUUACUUUCUGUAACUGUGAAAGAAGUCUGUGGAAAAAUCAUAGAGGCGUAUAGUACAUUCCAUGUGUAUUUUUAUUCAGUGAGAGUGGAAACCAAAAAGAGGGAAAGAUUGUGUUACCAAAUUCUGCAGCACAAAGCAAUGAUCAUUAGGUAUAUAGCACUUAAAGGGAGCAUUUUUAAAGGAAUAUAUUUAUUGCUUGUAUAGUACUUUUUUCUGAAAUGUAUUAGGCAUGUUUUUCCUUUCAAUAUUUCAAAUGCCAGAAUUUGCAAGGAAGCUAUAUUGAUUGAAGCAGAUGUCAACACAGUGGCAAAUUAUUUUCAUUUUUCCGGUUUUUAAAAAUAUUUUGCUGUUUUUUUAAUUUUGUAAAAGAGAUGUCUUUGUUGCUAUUUGUAAUUAUUUUUGGGAUCUUAGGUUUUGACUGAACACAUUCUUUUGGAUUGUUUGAGAUAGGCGCAUUGACAGCUCCCAUUAUCAAACAUAUCUUCAUCUUGUUGGUUGAGUGGAAAUGUUAGAAGAGAGAUCUAGUUUUUAACUCUUGAACAAAAUAAGAAAGAAUUUCAGAAAAGGCCAUACCCUUGUAGGGCAGAAAACCGAAUUUUAAUUGCUCUCUACAAAUUACUUGAAACUCCUUGUUGUGCCGAUUAGAUUCAUCCCUUUCAAAGAGGAGGGAAUAGUCUUAUUCUUGAAUAUGAUUUUAAACUAUUGCCUGAUUUCUGCUUAUUUAGUAAAAUAGAUUACUUUUAUUUCCGAUAAGAAAAAAACAUUUUAAAGGAUAUGUUCAUGUAGCCAAGCAUUUAUUUCAUUUGAAGAUGCAGUACAUGAGAAUCCAGGGUUUAACUUCAAUUUGAUACAUUAAAAAUGUUAAGUGUUGUAUAUGAAUUGGGAAAAAUGGUUUUAGAGUAUUUUCCUCUCAUAAAAAUACAUUGGUUAGAAAAGAGUGGUAAAGAUAAUAUCUGUUUUCAAACACUUUAUAAUACUGUCAUAACAUUUUGAUCCUUGACAAUUGUUUAAACAAAACAAAUUGAGAGAGCGAAUUGAUUUUUAAAAAAAAUAUGUGUCUAUAUUUCUUUAAAAGUAUCAGUUAAUCUGUAUAUGUCACUCUUUAGUACAAGGGAUGACCUGCCAGAUGUCUUAUGAUUUUGUAGCCAGUUUACAAUUAUAUGAGAUAGUGUGAGAGUGAUAGUACAAAAACAACAACCCUGCAUUUAUCAGGUACUUCUACCAGGCAUUUAUCCUAAUCUAGACUACAAUAUGACAUAAUAACAUGGUUCUUUCCAGCUGUGUGUCCCAUUCAUGAUGAGUUUUUUUACAGUUGACAUGGAAAUACCCAGAACCAGCUUGACUCAAACCAGAAGAAUGAUUUGACUUACUAGCACAUCAUGUUUCAGCUCUUUCCUUCUCUGUGUCAUGCUGCUUUAUCAGCUGCACCCAAUUUGUGAAAAUCUUUAUUUAUAUUUAUAUAUAGAAACAAAAGGAGGUUUAGCAGCCCCUCUUUGAUAAUAAGUUAGCAAUACAUGUGUUCCUAUUACCCAUCCUUGAAUACAUGAUAUGUGGCAUAAUCUACCUAGCCCCUAUAGAGGCCAUUUGUAUAUCUAUAGGAGAGGUCUAUGUACAUAGUUGCACAGGCCUCCUCUUUAUACUUUUGUGCCAUACGCAUGGAUAAUGGGGUGUGAGUGUGUACAUGCGUGUGACAAAUAUGCAUCCUAUUUGGCUACCUACCCAUUUCAGUUCUAAGUUAUGUAUCCUGUUCAGUGGGGAUAUGGUGAUACUAGAGUUGUUGACAAACUUUGGUGCGUAUGACCACAUGGAGCAAACACACAUACAUUUAUUUUGGAGUCCAAUAAUCCUAUUGGCGACAUGCUGGCAAUUAGAAUCUCCUGCAAGCUUGAAUGUAACAAAAACAAGGAAAUGUUUUCUAUUAAUCUCACAUAGUGUUACACAGAGAAGGAACAUACAUAAUUUUUCUAGAGUAAGAGACUAUAUGUAUGCAUGUGCCUUCAAGUCGCCUGUUGACUUAUGGUGAGCCCAUGAAUUUUAUAGGACUUUCUUAGGCAAGGAAUGCUCAGAGGUGGUUUUUCUGGUUCCUCCCUUUGAAAUAAGAGCCCACAGCACCUGAUACUUGUUGGUGAUCUCCUAUCCAAGUACUAACCAGGGCUGACUGUGCUUAGUUUUUAAGAUCAGACUGGAUCUGGUGCCUUUAGGAUAUUUAGGUGUCAUAAAGAGCUUGUGUAUACCAGGGUAUAAAGACAAAUUAUGACUAUGUGACUUACAAACAAAUGUUUAAAGGGUAAAACAGAACUAGGACCCAACACCUGAGCUUUUCACGCUGCUUUUCACUAUAUAAUCCGACCAGCAGUGCUACUCAUGACAAACUUUCUGCUAUUAUAAUUCCAUUUGGAAGACACUCCCAAGAAUCUCUCAAAGAUCGUUUUAUGAAUGAUGGGGGCACAUGCGAGUUUCAAGCAGAAAGUUUUUGAUAUUUGACAUACAAUUCCAUCCUAUUAUACUUGUCAGCGCGUAUCUGAAACAUUUGUGUCCUGUAUCCAGAACAGUGUUGUCCUAUCAAAUUUCUGUGACCCUUCAAAAACUAUGGAUAUUUAAUAUAUGUAAUGCAGUGCUAUUGCAACAUUUUCAAUAAACAAAUUUACGCAUUCAUAUGUUUACAUGCGUUUUUUCAUGCUUCAAUUUUAUAUUUAUUUAUUUAUUUAUUUACAACAUUUUUACCCUGCCUUUCUCUUUUUUAAAUCAUUUUAUUUGUAAUUAUUGCAGUACAUUAAAAUUAAAAGAGGGCAUAUAUAGUCCAACAAAAAAAGAAAAGAAAAAAAAGAAAGGAAAGAAAAAAAAACCCUGCCUUUACCCCUUUCUCACCCGAGGGGACUCAAGGCUGCUUACAACAACUGGCAAAAUUCAAUGCCCCAACAAAAUCAAUAAAAAUCAACAAUACAUUUAAACAAUGAACAACAAUUAAUAAAAACACAUUAUACAAGCUUAAAAGCAUAUAAUUACUUAAUUCAAUUCUUCCAAAAACCUUGCACGUAGACCUUAGUUCAGACCAUGUAAAAUAUAAUGUUUACUCAUUAAAUGCUUGCGCACAAAGCCAUGUCUUUACGGUCUUCCUAAAGUCCAAGAGAGUCGGGGCCUGCCGGAUGUUACUGGGGAGGGCGCUCCACAGCCGAGGAGCCACCUUUGAGAAGGCCUGUCCCUCGUUCCCACCAGCUGCGCUUGCGAGGCAGGUGGGACCGAGGGCAGGGCCUCCCCAGACAAUCUUAACGUUCAUAAUGGUUCAUAGGAGGAGAUACAUUCGGACAGGUAAGUUGGACCAGAACUCCAUCUCGCUUAUCUAGUCUUUUUACUUAUAUCCUGAUAAUCUGCCUCCAGUUCUACUACCCACAGCAUCUAAAGCAGUGGUUCUCAACCUUUGCAAUGCAGUGACCUCUUAAUACAUUUCCUCAUGUUGUGGUGACCCCCAACCAUAACAUUAUUUUCACUGCUACUUCAUAACUGUCAUUGUGCUACUACUAUGAAGCAUAAUGCAAAUAUCUGAUAUGCAGGAUGUAUUUUCAUUCAUUCAACUCCCCAAACACCUGGAGGGUCAAAGUUUGCCCAUGCCUGAGGUAGAUUCAUCCAAGUUCUUAACCCAGUGGUUCUCAACCUGGCAUCCCCAGAUGUUUUUGGCCUUCAACUCCCAGAAAUCCCAAGAGCUGGUAAACUGGUUGAGAUUUCUGGGAGUUGUAGGCUAAAACAUCUGGGGACCCACAGGUUGAGAAUCACUGUGACUUACCAAAUCCUGUGCUGACUAAAUUCAAGAAGUGCAAAGGGUGCCGCUCCACCCUAGAAUGAAUACAGCUUGACACCACUUCCACUGCCAUGCUAUGGAAUCACAGAAGUUGUAGUUUUAUAGGACUAUAUAAAUAAAGGAAAUAAAGAACACCACUCAGAAAAGAGAGGAAUUCCAGGCAUGAAUAAAUCACGGUCAGCUAACGCCUCCCAACAAAGGACUCCCCCAGGCAGGAAGCAGCCAGACCUUGAAGCUGAAGGGCUAUUCAAUACUAAUCAAGGUGGCCAAUUGAAACAUUCACACCUACCUCAAACAGACAAGAGUUCUUUCUCCCACCCCGGACCUUCUACAGAUAGAGUCUCACUUAUCCAACAUUCGCUUAUCCAACUUUCUGGAUUAUCCAACGCAAUUUUGUAGUCAAUGUUUUCAAUAUAUUGUGAUAUUUUGGUGCUAAAUUCGUAAAUACAGUAAUUACUACGUAGCAUUACUGCAUAUUGAACUACUUUUUCUGUCAAAUUUGUUGUAUAACAAUCCAUGGGAGGUGAUGCCCGAUCUCUACUUCUACCGGGAUCCUGAAGAGAUUUAGAAGGAAGAGCAGGCCGCAGCUGAGAAGGCGGUUACAAAGGAAGAGUUCCAGGGCGAAUGGACUGCUCCUGCCCCUGAAUUUACAGCACCACCACAACCGGAGGUGGCUGAUUGGUCUGAAGGGGUGCAAGUGCCCUCUGUGCCCAUACAACCAUUCCCAGCAGAGGACUGGAGUGCACAGCCUGCCACUGAAGACUGGUCUGCUGCUCCCACUGCUCAGGCAACUGAGUGGGUAGGGACUACCACAGAGUGGUCCUAAUGUUAUCAGCAGGAAUUCAAGAAGGCAGUGAGAAAUGAAAAUAAAAGAUCUUUCUUAUUGAAAAAAAA
Molecule: messenger RNA, 8196 nt
Organism: Anolis carolinensis (green anole)
Lineage: Eukaryota; Metazoa; Chordata; Lepidosauria; Squamata; Anolidae
Gene: ncoa7
Product: nuclear receptor coactivator 7
Exons: 17
Coding region: 337-3249 (970 amino acids)
Biological process (GO): regulation of transcription by RNA polymerase II; response to oxidative stress
Cellular component (GO): nucleus
Source: RefSeq, a predicted model, not a curated record